CUCUCCUAAUCUUCAUCACUGCGGGUGCAGAGGGACUGUAGAGAAUGGAUUAUCAUACUUCAGGCCAUCCCAGUCAAUCCAGCCACGCCUCCAGCUUCCACUGGCUGUCAUUUGCGUACCAGGGACUGACAGAAAUCCCUUAUGAAACUAUCCUCACACAGACAGACACUCUGGAGGUGCUGGACCUGAGCUACAAUCUGCUGGAUGAUCUUUAUUGGAACCCGGUUCUGCUCGGUCAGCUGGAGAAGCUCGGCACUCUGAUUCUGGACUGCAACAAGUACACAUCUCACGUGAAGUUCCCCUACAUGCCCAGAGUGACCACAGUGUGCAUCAACAAGAACAAAAUCAACAAUCUGCCCGUGUUCGUGGAGGAAAUACGACGCAAGUUCCCCAACAUCAAGAUCCUCAGUAUGAUGAACAACGAGGCCGCACCAAGCUACUUCAAUGGAGGAAGCCUGACCCAGUUCAAAGACUACAGACAGUACGUCAUCAGUCAGAUUCCAGGUCUGGAGAUUCUGGAUGACACAGAGGUCCUGGAGAAGGAGAGAGCCCAGGCUCGGAAAACCUACAGGCUGCAGCAGAGCAGCCAGGGCAGCAGGAAGAGGAAGGAGGACUCCUCCAGGAAACACACACACAUGCAGAAAACGCCUCAUACGAUCAUAAGACAAUAGCACAGACUAGUAGGAUUAUGAUCCCUUCACUACUAACAGACACAACUCGAGUGUAACACUGACAACCCUUUUAUACACUGUACACUGUGAGCUCUCUAGCUGCUUGUAGUCGUGGGAACACAAUGUUCACACUUUAUAUUCAGAUGUAAAAGCCAUGUUUAAUAAAGUUAUCAAAUAAAACUGGAAAUAUU
This is a messenger RNA of Platichthys flesus (European flounder), 862 nucleotides long. Its product is annotated as leucine-rich melanocyte differentiation-associated protein. The coding region runs from base 45 to 671 and encodes 208 amino acids. The record is from RefSeq and is a predicted model, not a curated record. Lineage: Eukaryota; Metazoa; Chordata; Actinopteri; Pleuronectiformes; Pleuronectidae. The transcript has 4 exons.